GUAGCAGACGACAGACGAAAGACAACGAUGAGGCCCAUUUCAAUUUUAAGGUCUCUUUGAGGCAGCCACUCGUUUUGUGACUUAAGCAUCGUGGAACUUCUUAUUUUAAGAGCUGCCGAACACCUGUACAUCAUAGUUGUCAACACUGUUUAAUUAACACUAUAAAAUGAAGCUCUUUUCUUGGGGUGCCAACUCUCAUGGACAGUUGGGUCAGGGCAGUAUUUCGGAAGCUUGUUGUCUUCCCACUGAAAUAAGUGCAUCUUGCAUGGAUCCAGCCUCUAUUGUUUCUAUUGUUGGCGGGGGUGGCCACUCUCUGGUCUUGGAUCGUUCUGGCAAUGUGUUUGCAGCUGGAUGGAAUAAUAAGGGCCAACUAGGACUGGAAGGUGAUGAUGUUACUUCUUUCCAAAGUGUACAAUCCUUACAUGGUUAUCGAGUCAAUCAAUUGGCUUGCGGCUGGGAUUCAAGUUCGGCUCUGACAUCAAACGGCUCGCUCUUAGUUUGGGGGUCCAAUGCCUAUAGCCAGCUUGGACUUAGUAAGCAGAAACUCAAAUCUACAAAAUCUCCUCAAAGAAUACCUGUUGCACGUGUAAAGCAGGCAUCACUUGGUUUACGCCAUUUGGUUAUUGUUUCUGAGGCUGGCAAAGUUUAUGCUUCUGGAGCUGGAAACAAAGGCCAGCUUGGAAUUGUGGAUUCUAGUGGACGUCCCCUCUCAGAGUCACAGAAUAUAACUCAAGUGCCAUUCUUAGAUGAUAUUGUAGGUAUAUCUUGUGGCCAGCAUCACAAUAUAGCGCUCUCAAAAAGUGGAAAAAUUUUUGUUUGGGGUGACAAUAGAUUUGGCCAGCUUGGUCUGGACCCAGCUAUUCAUCCAGUUGUAUAUACCCCUCAUGAGCUACAAAUUUCUUUACCAGAAAUUAAGGGACUUCCCUCUGCCUUGUUUGCGGGUUGGACGCACUCCGUUGUACUUACAGAUAAUGAGGAGCUGAUCAAUUGGGGCCGAAAUUCUUAUGGACAACUUGGAUGUGAUUCUCAGGAGAGAGUUGCGACAUGGGAUCCCUCUAUUCUUAGAAUGGAUGAAAAAUUAAGGCAGGUUGCUGUGGGGUCCGAACAUAAUGUUGUGUUAACAGAAAAGAGAGAUAUAUUAAGCUGGGGUUGGAAUGAACAUGGCAAUUGUGGGACUGGAGCACAAGAAAAUGUGCUGAAACCCAGUAUUGUGAGAAUGGAAUCAACAAAGAGAGCAACUAUGAUUGGAACAGGAGCAUGUCAUUGUUUUGUAGUUCUAGAUACCAAUUAAAUGAUUUUGAAAGAAA
Thrips palmi is the source of this 1307-nucleotide messenger RNA. RefSeq names its product secretion-regulating guanine nucleotide exchange factor. Bases 167 to 1291 code for a protein of 374 amino acids. NCBI's taxonomy places the organism in Eukaryota, Metazoa, Arthropoda, Insecta, Thysanoptera, Thripidae. The record is from RefSeq and is a predicted model, not a curated record. The transcript has 6 exons.